AUGUCUACUACAUCGUCUGACAAUGAAUAUCAAAGCGCCGAUAGUCCCCGUAAGUGUAUCACAAAGCACCCUUUCACCCCUCACGAAGAUCAAAUUUUAAUCAGAUUUAUCAUGAUGAAUGGACCUCAAAACUGGUCUACACUUGCUUCUCUCUUAUAUAACAGAACACCGAAACAAUGCCGCGAGAGAUGGCACAACCACCUCGAUCCAAAGAUCAAUAAAGGACCAUGGACUUACUCAGAGGAUUGCAUAAUAGCUGAAAAGCAGCGUGAACUCGGUAACAAGUGGGCUGAUAUUGCUAGAUUUUUACCAGGAAGAACAGAUACUCUCGUUAAAAACCGCUGGAACACUUCAGUCAAGGCUAGGUGCAAUGAACUCCUACGCAAGAACACUCCUUGCAUGCAGACACAAUUUGACGAGUCGUUCAAUAAUUUCCUUUCUUCUUUGCAAUUACCAAGAAAAUUUGACGUUUCUUUCACACAGAUACCACCAUUAAUGCAAAGACCAUCAGCUCAAACAGUAUUAUUUGGUCAUCCUAACUAA
Molecule: messenger RNA, 543 nt
Organism: Trichomonas vaginalis G3
Lineage: Eukaryota; Parabasalia; Trichomonadida; Trichomonadidae
Product: RNA polymerase II transcription regulator recruiting protein
Exons: 1
Coding region: 1-543 (180 amino acids)
Biological process (GO): regulation of DNA-templated transcription
Cellular component (GO): nucleus
Molecular function (GO): RNA polymerase II cis-regulatory region sequence-specific DNA binding; DNA-binding transcription factor activity, RNA polymerase II-specific
Source: RefSeq, a predicted model, not a curated record